AUGGCGGUGGAUAUCACCCUGCUCUUCAAGGCUAGCGUGAAGACGGUGAAGACUCGCAACAAGGCGCUGGGGGUAGCGGCGGGGGACAGCGCCAAGGAUGAACUGCUCAAGCGAAGCGCCGCCCGUUCCAAGAGCGACUUCACCAGCCGAGCCCGAGAGGUGAUUUCUCAUAUUGGAAAGCUGAAAGAUUUUCUUCUGCAACACAGAAAGGAUUACAUUAAUGCUUACAGCCAUAUUAUGUCUGAGUAUGUGAGGAUGACAGAUACAGAGCGUGACCAGAUAGAUCAAGAUGCUCAGAUAUUUAUGAGGACAUGUGCUGACGCCAUUCAUCAGUUGAGAACAGAAGCACACAAGGGUGUCCAAUCCACUCAGGUAAAGGAGCAUAGAACAGCUGUCUUGGACUUCAUUGAAGAUUACUUAAAAAGAGUGUGUAAGCUGUAUUCUGAACAAAGAGCCAUCCGCGUUAAGCGAGUGAUAGAUAAGAAGAGACUGUCCAGACUUGAACCUGAGCAGAGCAACGUGUCCAAAACCCCUUUUUCUCCUGAUAAACCUUCACAGAAUCCUUUGGAUGAUUCUGAAGAAAAGCUUUCUGCUGAGGAGAACAAAGACAGGAAUUUGCCUGAUGCCCAGAGUAACCUUGGGAUAUGGGGGGAUGGCAAAGGUGAGGAUGAGCUGUCCCCUGAAGAAAUACAAAUGUUUGAACAGGAGAACCAGAGGCUCGUUGGUGAAAUGAACAGUCUCUUUGAUGAAGUCAGACAAAUUGAAGGAAAAGUGGUGGAAAUCUCCAGGUUACAAGAGAUAUUCACUGAAAAAGUCUUGCAGCAGGAAACUGAUAUUGACAAUAUCCAUCAACUAGUUGUGGGUGCAACAGAGAAUAUCAAAGAAGGCAACGAAGACAUACGAGAGGCAAUCAAAAACAAUGCUGGCUUUAGAGUAUGGAUCCUCUUCUUCCUUGUGAUGUGUUCAUUUUCCUUGCUUUUCCUGGACUGGUAUGAUAAUUAAUU
This is a messenger RNA of Indicator indicator, 1004 nucleotides long. It is a transcript of the gene STX18, whose product is annotated as syntaxin 18. The record is from RefSeq and is a predicted model, not a curated record. NCBI's taxonomy places the organism in Eukaryota, Metazoa, Chordata, Aves, Piciformes, Indicatoridae. The coding region runs from base 1 to 1002 and encodes 333 amino acids. Gene Ontology annotation, cellular component: endoplasmic reticulum; SNARE complex; membrane. Gene Ontology annotation, biological process: retrograde vesicle-mediated transport, Golgi to endoplasmic reticulum; intracellular protein transport. Gene Ontology annotation, molecular function: SNAP receptor activity. The transcript has 11 exons.